This is a messenger RNA of Colletotrichum higginsianum IMI 349063, 579 nucleotides long. RefSeq names its product C2H2 type zinc finger protein. The record is from RefSeq and is a predicted model, not a curated record. The transcript is spliced from 2 exons. Gene Ontology annotation, biological process: regulation of transcription by RNA polymerase II. NCBI's taxonomy places the organism in Eukaryota, Fungi, Ascomycota, Sordariomycetes, Glomerellales, Glomerellaceae. Gene Ontology annotation, cellular component: nucleus. The coding region runs from base 1 to 579 and encodes 192 amino acids.
AUGUCACACUAUAGGCCCGAUAAUCUGGUCGAGACCAACAGAUCGGAAAUGUUCACACAGCCCCCAGCACAGCAAAUGAUGGUAUCGACGGUGCAGACGACGCCCAGUUGGGAGAUGUGGAACUCCAGCGAAGAGAAGUCACCAAGCCCGACCGAGGAGGAGCGCGAAGAGGACGAGAUCUGGGAGCCAAAGGAUCUACGGCGGAUGGGGUACCUCGACGCCGGCGGCAACUGGCGCUGUCGGUUCGAGGGCUGCCGCUCGCCGCGGGUCUUCGCGCGCGCUUGCGACCUGAGAAAGCACUUCCGCGGCCACGAAAAGUACUUCUUCUGCGCCGAGACGCCGUGCGCGGGCGCCGGCGUGGGCUUCGCGACCCGCAAGGACUACCAGCGGCACAUGGGUUCCCACCGGCCGACCAUCCAGUGCCCUCAUCCGGACUGCGGGCGGAUGUUCAGUCGGAAAGACAACAUGAGAGAUCAUUUCAAAAAGAUUCACCAGCGGCUCAGGAACAACUUGUUUCCCAAGCCGUGCCGCAGGCCACGCCGUGGUCAGGCCGCUAAAGUUGCCGGUUCCAAAGGUUGA